GAAGAAGCGAAACGAGUUUGGUAUUUUGCCUAACAAAUCAUCAUAAACUGCAAGUAAAACCAAAUGUUUUCUGCUAUUUCAAGGCGGGCAUGAAUCCUUAAGACGGUUAUCUCAUUGGAAGAAUUAUAUUUUCGUAUCAAAAUCGAUUUUCGAUUUGAAGUCAACAAUAUUUAUCUGACUGCAAACUGUUUUACAGCCAUGCAAUUUAGUGGUUCAAACGUUCAACCAGGUGCGCCUGCUCUCGCCAUCGGCACCUCACUCCUUCGCUACCCGAGCCUAGCGGGCGGGGACGUGCCGCGUCCGGGCUUAGACGCAAUUCGUCACUCACCUGCCGCAGGAAACGUUGCCGAGUUGCCUCUUGCGGACAUCCAACGGAUAAACAACCUAGCUAUUUUGUUGCCAAACUCGACUUUAAAAACACCGAAAAGUGCAAAAUUCACGAACUCAUUUAUUUCGCAGGCAAAGCCAAGUGCCGAAGCAACAACCAUGAAGAAGUGCGGAUUUUCAAUUGAUGAUAUUUUGCAUUCGUCAUCUCGGCAAUCCAUGAAAUCUUCAUCACCACCGCAACAGAGAUGUUCCCCUUCGCCGGAGCUUCGGCGGGAAAGUCUUGCCGGUGAUGCGAUAACGCCAAGAGGUCAUGAUGCAAGCAUUAAAUUUAUCUCAAGACUUAAAAAUAAGUUUUAUCAAGAUUUCAAAUUGAAUGGACUUCAAUUGUCAUCUUUGAGGUCAUCUUCAAAUGUCAAUCUCUUUUCUUUAUCUGAUGGAUUAGCUCAACUCUACACCACGACCCAUCCAGCAGCCACGCCCUACUACCCCACCCUCCAUCCACACCACCGUCACCAUCCAUCCUCCUUAUCACCUAGCAACCAGCAUCAUCCGCACUACAGCCCCCAUCCAGCUCAUCUCUACCCCCACCCAGGGACACACCCCUCCCUCAGUGUACCCAUACCGGUGCCUGUCUAUCUGAGGGGUAAGACCCCGGCGGUAUCGCCUGCAGAAGCAGCCAGGGCGGCCAAGAAGUGCCGGCGGAGCAGGACGGUUUUCACGGAGCUUCAACUGUUAGGACUUGAAAAGAGAUUUGAUAAACAGAAGUAUCUUUCUACUCCUGAUCGAUUGGAGCUGGCUGAGACAUUAGGAUUGAGUCAACUACAAGUCAAGACCUGGUAUCAGAAUAGAAGGAUGAAAUGGAAGAAACAGGUAAUGCAAAGCGGUCGACAAGAGCCCCCAACAAAACCCAAAGGCCGACCAAAGAAAACCGACCUAAUAGAGGAGAAUGGUACCAUUUCUCCAGUAUGCUCACCAGGCAUUGACCACGAUGGGUUAUCAGAUAUAUCGGAUGAAGAAGAGAUGACAGUCUCCAGUGUGACUAUGAACUCAUGUGUACGUCAGCAGAACUUGACCCCAACGCAUCAACCUGUGACCUCAUUUGCAUAUGCUACGUCGUCAUCGUCCUUUCAUUCUUCGUCUAUGAGUUCAUAAGUUUUAAUAAAGAACAAUUACUUUAUUUAUGACCAUAUUGACUUUCUGAAUAGAGCCUCUGUAUAAUGCAAAUAGGUACUUCGCAAUUAUUUCGAUAUAUAAGCAUUUUUUAUUGUUAUUCAUAAGAACAGGACAGCAAACCCCCUUUCUCCCAUAGGCCCGAAUUCUCAAAGGUUACCUAACUUGAUCCCCUUUCACACGACUGCUCACAACCGUUGCGAUUGUGUGCAACACAUAUUUUGACCAAAUGAUCGCAAACGAUCGCAAGAGCGAUUGUGAAAGCCCUUUAAGUCCAACUUCAAGAAAGGCAAAAUUUAGCCUCCGUCAAAUGACGCGCUUUCGCCCAUGGGCCAAGUUAGCCCAUCUUCGAGAAUUCGGGCCAUUAUGCCUAGCGACCUCAACGUCAGGACUAACCAUAUUUUGUAGUGGAUUUGACCCGGAAGCGGUUGGUGAAGGUCAUCCAUGUAUCAUUGAGCUCAAUCGUAAAUUCGAGAAAAUUACAGGCCUAACUUCUGAUCUAUAACCUUAUUUAUUCACAACGAAAAAUCUAUCAAUGCUUCAUGAUAUCAUUAUGUGUGUGCUUUAUACCAUUGAUGUAUCUUUGAAUAUCUAAAAUUGAUUUGUUGCACAUCCAUGUUACUGGAGGCAAAUUAGUGUUUCUUCCAUGCUCAAGCGAGAAAGCGAAGAUGGGCUUUGCCCACGAGAAUAUUCUAUGCGUCUUUGAAUAUAAAUGUAAAGACUUACUUCAACUUUCGAGAAUUUUUGUUAUUUUAUAACAAAGUAAAAUGAAGGUUUUGACAAUUAUGAGGUUGCGACGCCCCCAUCUGUGUCCCCUCUUCCUUACUGCGUAUAUGGCCAUGUGUGCAUUUAUGUAAGUUAUAUUAACACGGAGCUAUAGCUGCUAUAGCUCUAUGGUACAAAGGUGUAUGUGU
Messenger RNA from Lytechinus variegatus (green sea urchin), 2411 nucleotides. RefSeq names its product homeobox protein H2.0-like. Gene Ontology annotation, biological process: regulation of DNA-templated transcription. The record is from RefSeq and is a predicted model, not a curated record. NCBI's taxonomy places the organism in Eukaryota, Metazoa, Echinodermata, Echinoidea, Temnopleuroida, Toxopneustidae. Gene Ontology annotation, molecular function: DNA-binding transcription factor activity, RNA polymerase II-specific; DNA binding. Bases 199 to 1479 code for a protein of 426 amino acids. The transcript is spliced from 4 exons.